AUGCGCUCAAGAUCGGUCCUUGGACGCGUGCCGGGGGUCUAUUCCAACUUGUUUUUCAGUGUGGGUCUGGCCGUGGCGACGAGGAGCUUCCAUGAGGCCCAGGCGGAUGGACAAUGCCAGGAAAGUUGCCGUUGUCUCCACAGGCCUCCUUCCGAUGUUGGAGGCCUUUUCGCUGGCUUCAACUUUAGUUUCGCGUCGGCCUCGGCGUGCUGCGCGGGACUCUGUUUCAAUUAUUGCGUUUCGCUGGAGGGAGAGCGCAAAACGGUUAUGUUCAAGUGUCUUACUGCUUCGUUUUCCUCCUUAUUAGCACCCGCCCACAUGAAUCCACAUGACUUGGAGCCGGCUGGGCGGUCGCAGUUCGCGGAGGCCAGGACCGCCCCCGCGCCCGCCGCCGUUUUCUCGAAUUUCCUGGUGUCGGGGGAGGCGGGGAGAGAAAUUGCCUCCGAUCGUGUGCUCGCGUGCGUUUAUUUCCCAGUGGCCCGCACCGACGAGCGGGAGGAUAGGUUUGCCAUGUCCAGAAAAAUAUUCACGACGCUCCUUGUGAGUGCGACUAGCGCGUGUAGGACUAGUUUCAACAUGUCCAGAAUAAUAUUCAAGACGCUCCUGGUGAGUGCGAGCUAUCGCCUUUAG
Prorocentrum cordatum is the source of this 630-nucleotide messenger RNA. NCBI's taxonomy places the organism in Eukaryota, Dinophyceae, Prorocentrales, Prorocentraceae. The record is from the annotation of a GenBank genome assembly.